AUGGGGCUUCGGCAGGGAUGCCCGCUAUUCCUGUACCUGUUCAUCAUCUGUUCUGAUGUCUUGUCUCGGUCAUUGCGGGCUGCGUGCACCGUCAGAGAGCUGGAGGCUUAUGUCCCAGCCCUAGGGGCCCAGCCGAUAUCACAUUUACUCUUUGCCGAUGACUGCCUCCUCCUGACGCGUGCCCGCAUAGCGGAUGCUCAGGCUAUCAGGCAGGUUUUGGCCACCUACUGCCAUCCAUCUGGUCAGAGAGUGAAUGCCCAGAAAUCCACCAUCUCCUUCAGCCCGAGUACGCCACCCGGGAUUCGACGGGGGGUUCGGAGGAUUCUGGAGAUGCCCGAGCAGGAUGGGACCUGGACCUAUCUGGGUGUUUCGAUCACAGGUAGGAGACUGCGUGUAUCCGAGUGCACCGGGAUGGUGCAACGGGUCCAGAGUAGGCUAGAGGGUUGGAGGGCAGUGUCUCUAUCUAUGAUGGGUAGAGUAACGCUGAUUAGAUCUGUACUGGGCUCUAUGCCCAUUUAUCUCAUGGCAAACAAGGUGGUACCAAGAUCAGUCCUUCUGAAGAUCGAGCGACUUCUUCGGGGCUUCCUAUGGGGCUCGCUUGGCGGGGGCCGUGGGGUGCACCUGGUGGCAUGGGAGAGUGUCUGCCUUCCUCUUAGGGAAGGUGGUUUAGGGGUGUUGUCUCUCCUGGAGAAACGAGAGCUGCUCCUCACCCGGCAUGCCUCCCGCUUCAUCCUGGAGCCGCAGGGGUUUUGGAGCCGGAUCAUGAUUGCACGCUAUGGGAGGGCAGGCCUGAAGGGCUGGGCCCGAGGAGGGUGGAGUUGUUCCUUUCUAUGGCGUGAGAUAGCGAGGUAUGUGCCCAUGGUAUCGGAUCAUACCCGAUGGUUGAUAGGCGACGGGCGCAGUAUCGAUGUGACCGGUGACCCAUGGGUUGAUGUCCUUCCCCUGCGCCUUUGGCCAACUACAGUUAGUGUCGAUGCUAAAGAGGGUCUACAUGUCUGUGAUCUCAUGUCCCCCGAGGAGGCCGACUGGGAUGAGAUUCGAUUGGCCCGCUUCUUCGGGGAGCAUCUGGCGGAGAGGGUUCGUUCUCUCUCCCUACCUCGGAGUGGUGGACCAGAUGUACAAGUGUGGAGCUCCUCGACCAGUCCUAGAGUCCGGAUGUGCUGA
Messenger RNA from Phoenix dactylifera (date palm), 1164 nucleotides. The record is from RefSeq and is a predicted model, not a curated record. Lineage: Eukaryota; Viridiplantae; Streptophyta; Magnoliopsida; Arecales; Arecaceae.